Sardina pilchardus (European sardine) is the source of this 1297-nucleotide messenger RNA. RefSeq names its product ubiquitin-conjugating enzyme E2E 1 (gene ube2e1). Bases 170 to 757 code for a protein of 195 amino acids. The transcript has 6 exons. The record is from RefSeq and is a predicted model, not a curated record. NCBI's taxonomy places the organism in Eukaryota, Metazoa, Chordata, Actinopteri, Clupeiformes, Clupeidae. Gene Ontology annotation, cellular component: nucleus. Gene Ontology annotation, biological process: protein K48-linked ubiquitination. Gene Ontology annotation, molecular function: ubiquitin conjugating enzyme activity.
GGUAGGCUACUUCCAAUCUGACAUCGCCAAGUGUGCCCAACCAAACACGACUCCAUUGCCCUGGAUAGCUUCGGUUGCUGUUGCACCAGCACUUCCGCUCCGAGAGAGGCGAAAGACACGCGUCCAAGCGACGGAAGAGGCACACACAGACACAAAGAAAGUCGGUAGCAUGUCGGAUGAGGACUCGCGUGCCAGCAUCAGUUCUUCAUCAUCAUCCUCUUCGUCCUCUACUCAUCAGCAGCCAGAGAAAGACACGCCUAGCAAGAAGCGCGAGAGCAAAGCAAGCAUGAGCAAGACCUCCAAACUCCUCUCUACCAGCGCCAAAAGAAUUCAAAAAGAGUUAGCGGACAUCACAUUGGAUCCACCGCCAAAUUGCAGUGCUGGUCCUAAAGGAGAUAACAUCUAUGAGUGGAGGUCGACCAUCUUGGGGCCCCCAGGGUCUGUGUAUGAGGGGGGAAUCUUCUUCCUUGACAUUGCCUUCACGCCAGACUACCCCUUCAAACCACCCAAGGUGACGUUCCGCACAAGAAUCUACCACUGCAACAUCAACAGCCAAGGCGUGAUCUGCUUGGACAUUCUGAAGGACAACUGGAGUCCUGCCCUCACCAUCUCCAAGGUGCUGCUGUCCAUCUGCUCCCUACUCACAGACUGCAACCCCGCCGACCCACUUGUGGGAAGCAUCGCUACCCAGUAUACGACCAACAGAUCGGAGCACGACAGGAUAGCCAAACAGUGGACCAAGCGCUACGCCACAUAAUCUCCCACAGGCAUGCGGAGAGUGCUAUGUGGAGAGGGAGUGAUACAGGAGGAGGUGGAGAGGGAUGAAGAUGUGUGUGUGUGUGUGUGUGUCUGUGUGUGGGUGGGUGGGUGGGUGGCAGGUUAAAUGAGAAGGAACUGAUUGGGUGGGGGAGGGUGACUAGGGAUUGGGAUUGAGUGUGCUGAGGGAGGUAUAUAGGGAGACAUUUUUAUUGGGGGUGGGAGGGAGGAUUAAAGUCGUAUUUCCUUAUGGUCCCUUUGUUGUUAACAUGUGAUGUUUCCUUCUUUUUCUGAACUUGUUUGUUUUGAGCACAAGUAGAGUUGAGAUUUUGGCAGUGCUUCAUCGUAAUAUGUCUUCCAUUUUUGUUUUGUUUUCUACCCUGUUGUAAAUCAGUUUUAGUUGGCACGCUUGGAAACAAUAAUGUUAAGUCUUUCUGCAUUACGGUUCCUUGUAAAAACAAUAGCACAGCAUGAUCCUUCAGGCCAAACUUCAAGUUGCAAUGUGAAUUUUCCCCUUCUAUUAAAGUUGAAUUACAACUGA